UAUUCUUACUAUCUAGCCUUCAUUUGUGUGAGAUAGGGAUGAGUCAUAGCAUAAGCUAAAAAUGCGAUUAGAUUUUUGUCCUAAUGUAUGCUUCUUGUGGCUUUGUUCUCAACCCUAACCUUUGAUAAAAAUAAAAAUAAAUUUUUUGAAAAACCUUUGAUAAUCUUGACGACAAUCAAUAAGGCUGCCUAAUCAGAAUCAGUUGGCAGCUGUUCUCUCCGGUCCAACGCACUCCUCUCUCGAAAUAAAAUAGCCUACCAAAACCCACAUAUGCACACUAAAAAAAAUCCAUCUCUAUAUGCAAAAAUAGCAUAUUAAUUGUAUAAAAAAAAAUUAAAAAAGAAAAAAAGGACGUCUCUUACUUUCAACCCGUCCCUUGCAUGCAUGGUAGGUGUAAUAACAGCACAUCAAAUCCCCUACAACCCCUCCCAUCCACAAAACAUCUACACCACCUUAUUCCCCCCUUCCCUCAAUUUUUCUCAAACCUUAUUACAUAAUUUGCCUUCUCUUUCCUACCUCCAUUGAGGAAACAUCUCUCAGGGGAAGAACCAGGUCUCCUCAAGCCCUGAUCUUCCUCUAUCAUCAUCUCUCUCUCUCUCUCUCUCUCCAAAAUCAAACAUGGCCGUUCCUAUACUUCUCCUCCUCCUCUUCUUCUCUAUCCCCUUCUCCGAAUCUAAGCUCAGCGAAGACUACUACAAGCAAACAUGUCCAGAUUUCCAGAAAAUUGUAAGAGAAACCGUGACCAUAAAGCAAGCCGGCCAACCCGUCACCGCUGCCGGCACUCUCCGCCUCUUCUUCCACGACUGCAUGGUCGAGGGAUGCGACGCUUCCGUCUUCAUCGCCUCCAACCAUGUCAACAAAGCUGAGCGAGACGCCGACAUCAACCAAUCCCUGUCAGGUGACGCCUUCGAGGUGGUCGUCCGUGCCAAGACCGCGCUCGAGCUCACCUGCCCGGGAAUUGUCUCGUGCGCAGACAUUCUCGCAGAGGCCACCCGUGACCUCGUCACAAUGGUCGGCGGGCCUUUCUACCCCGUCAAAUUAGGACGAAAAGAUGGACAGGUGUCCCUAGCGUCCAAGGUUGAUGCAAACUUGCCAAAAACAAACCAAACCAUGGAUGAGAUUAUCAAGCUAUUUGCUGACAAAGGUUUCACAAUCGAAGAAAUGGUGGCUUUGACAGGUGGACACACAAUUGGGUUUUCUCAUUGCAAGGAGUUCACCGAUAGGCUUUUCCAUUACAGCCCGACUACACCAACAGACCCAGUAAUGAACCCAAGAUUCGCCGAAGGGUUGAAGAAGACUUGUGCUAAUUACACAACUAACCCUGCCAUGUCUGCCUUCAACGACGUCAUCACACCUGGCAAGUUUGACAACAUAUAUUAUCAGAAUUUGAAGAGGGGGUUGGGGCUGUUGUCUUCAGACCAUGCACUUGUCAAGGACCCAAGAACAAUGCCUUUGGUGGAGUUGUACUCUAAGAACCAGGAAGCGUUUUUCAAGGCUUUCGGUCACGCAAUGGAGAAGCUUGGCCAUCAUGAGAUCAAGACCGGACAACAGGGUGAGGUGAGGCGCAGGUGUGAUGCGUUUAACACGAUUCAGGCUUAGAUUAUUUGAUGAAGAAGAUGAAGAUGAUGAGAUGAGAUGAUUGUUGUUUGUUAAGGGUUUUCAUUUGGCCUUGGUAUUUAUAAAUUCGUCACUUCAGAACAAGGGAGAGUUUUUAAAUCUUUUUUCUUAAUUCUCUUUCAUAUAUGUGUCGUGAUGA
Molecule: messenger RNA, 1756 nt
Organism: Prunus persica (peach)
Lineage: Eukaryota; Viridiplantae; Streptophyta; Magnoliopsida; Rosales; Rosaceae
Product: peroxidase 41
Exons: 1
Coding region: 619-1599 (326 amino acids)
Biological process (GO): hydrogen peroxide catabolic process; response to oxidative stress
Molecular function (GO): heme binding; peroxidase activity
Source: RefSeq, a predicted model, not a curated record